This is a messenger RNA of Penicillium olsonii, 1407 nucleotides long. Lineage: Eukaryota; Fungi; Ascomycota; Eurotiomycetes; Eurotiales; Aspergillaceae. The record is from the annotation of a GenBank genome assembly.
AUGGCUUCGCACCAAUUCCCCGAUACCCUGCGCGGUAAAAAGAUUCUCCUCGCCACCGAAUCAUGGGGUCCCGUCAACGGCGUCUCCCGCACAACAAGGAGUCUGGUAGAGUAUCUGCGCGCCAACGGCGCAGAGCUCACUCUAGUCGCGCCAGUCUUCAAAGGCAAACAAUCAUUCUCGACCUCUGAGCUCCGUCUCCCGGGCUGUCCCCUCCCCUACAACCCCGAUCUGACAGUCGUGUAUCCAUUCCAUGUUGACGACAUCUUCGACAAAUUCACCCCCGACCUGAUCUACCUCGCCAGUCCAGCUUCCCUGGGGUUCCAGAUGCUGUUGCAAAUAAGACAGUUGCGCAAUCCUCCGCCCGUGCUGUUGAAUUUUCAAACAGAUCUGUCUGCAUACGCGGAGAUCAUGCUUCCUGCUCCGCUGGACCGCUUUGGCGUCUGGUUACUUGGUACCGUGCAGGGCUUUCUUUUCCGGACUGCGGCUGUGCAGACCAUUUUCUAUCCUUGUCGGGAUAUACGAGGUUAUCUGGAAAGUGUGCGCGCGCCAGCUGACAGGCUUGUGGAGCUUGGAAGGGGCGUUGACACGACAUUAUUCUGUCCCGCCCGGCGUGACGAACAAUUUCGAAGCAUGGUCGCGCCAAACGGGGAGAUAAUCUUGAUCACCGUUUGUCGAAUCGCGCCAGAGAAGGGAUUCGAGUUCCUUGCGCGGGUCGCUGAGCGACUGGUCGACGAGAAGGUGGCGUUCAAGCUGCUGAUUGUGGGCGGGAAUCGGAAUCCAAUUGUCGAGGACAAGGUGCAGAGGUUAUUUGACAGAGUCAGAGAUCGGGCCAUCUUUACGGGAUUUCUGACUGGAGAUGCGCUGUCCAGAGCUUAUGCAUGCGCCGAUUUGUUCUUGCAUUGCUCGGUCACUGAGACCUUUGGGCUGGUUGUGCUCGAGGCCAUGGCGAGCGGGGUCCCGGUCAUUGCGCGCGAUCAGGGUGGGCCUUCAGACAUUAUUCAACAUGGCCGGACAGGGUAUCUGAUCCCGCCGCGUGAUUUGGAGACAUUCGUCCACCGAAUCAGAGAUGUGACUGGCGAUCGAACCCGUCUGGGGGAGCUCGCGGGGGCCGCUCGUCGGUAUGCAGAUGAGACUACCUGGGAGAAGAUCAACUGUCGGGCUGCCAGACAUAUGGCAGAAGUGCUAUCGCACACAGACCAGGAGUCACAGGUACCCCGGCAGGUUGCUCGGCCUGGUGCGAUUGGGACGUUCUUCGAGCAGCUCCGGUUGAUGCUUGCACUGGGACUUGUCUAUUUCAUGUGGCUGAUCUCUGUCGUACCCCUUAUUGUCCAUGGGAAUCGGUUCUUACCUCGCGCCUGGCAGGCCCUGCAAGGUCAGUUCCAGGGCACUCGGCCAUUGCGCACUUAA